GGGCAGUGGCACCGGGCAGCGGGGCCUGCCCAGCCCCGGCGGGGCGGAACGGCUCGGAGCGGCUCGGGCCGGCCCCCCCCCCCGCCGCAGCCGCCGGGCGGGAUGAACCGGCGGCGGCUCUGCGCCGGGCUCUACUGGCUGCUGCUGCCGCUCGCCCUGCUCGCCGCCUGCCUUUUCCGCUACAACGUCCUGUCCUUCGUGUAUCUGCUCUUCCUGCUGCUCCUGCCCUGGUUCCCGGGGCCCUCCGCACGCGUCACCACAGGUCACAGCAGCCGCAUCCUCAAGGCUCUGCUGGGGACCAGCAUCAUCUUCGUGCUCACCCACUUGGUGUUCCAGAUAUGCCUGCGCACGCUGCCCGUCCUGGACCAGCUGCUGGGGCCCAGCUGCAGCUCCUGGGAGGUCCUUUCUCGGCACGUUGGGGUCACCAGGCUGGACUUGAGYGACAUUCCCAACUCGGUGCGGCUCUUGGCGCCCGACGUUGGCAUCCUGCUGGUCUCGUCCCUGUCCUUGUGCACGUGCUGCCGCCUCGGCCCUGCCGCCCACAGACGGAAUCCCAGCUCCCAGGAGCCCUCUGAGCGGAGGGAAGAGAAGGAUGCGGGGCGGCACCGCCGUGCGGCCAACAGGGACGUGCCGCUGAGCAGCCGCCUGUGGGACAAGGCUCACUGGCUGCUCUGGGAGGCUGGGAAGGGACUGGCCGUCCUGCUGCUGGCCUUGGCAGGGAUCACCCUGCCCUCCGCCUCCUCCAGUGUUUACUUCUUUCUCUUCGUGGGGCUGUGCACGUGGUGGGCCUGUCACCUCCCCACCAGCAACCGCGCCUUCAACAUCCUCUGCAUCAUCGUCGGCGUCUACAGCGCCGGCCACCUCGUGUGCCUCUAUGCCUACCAGACCCCCUUCAUCCAGGGGGUCUUCCCACCCCCCACCAUCUGGGCACGGGUGUUCGGYUUCAAGGACAUCAUCCUGUACCACAACUGCUCCCAGCCCAACACCCUGGAGCUCAACACCAGCUACUCCUGGCCUGUCUAUGCCAACCCUGGCAUCCUGCUCCUGCUCUACUACACCGUGGCCACCCUGGUGAAGCUGCGCCGGCAGGAUGCCAAGAGAGCCAUGGCGCCGGCACGGCCGUUCCCGAGGGACCUGGUGGAGCUGGAGAGUUUGCCCCAGGACACUGACCGCAUGGCCGAGGACACCAAGCCCAUGCUGUCCCCUCCCAAGACUGUGAAGCCGAGCGGCAGCACYGAGAACUGCACUGUCCACGUCAUGAAUGCAGGCAGGAGGAGUUCAGUGGAAUGGCUGCCCCUGAACACCCUGGGCCAUGUACUCAUGAAGCAGAGCUACGUGUCAGCUCUCAUCGCCAUGAUGGUGUGGAGCAUCACCUACCACAGCUGGCUGACCUUCGUGCUGCUGCUGUGGUCGUGCCUGAUCUGGACGGUGCGGAGUCGGAGGAACUUCGCCAUGCUCUGCUCGCCCUUCCUGGUGCUCUACGCCACGGCCCUGUGCAGCCUGCAGUACGUGUGGGCCAUGGACCUGGUCCCCGAGCUGCCCACCCACGUCGGCUCCAUGAGGCUGCAGGCGCUGGGGCUGGUGCACCCCAGGUACCCCUGCCUGGCCCUGGGGGCAAAGCUCCUGCUCACCCUCACCUUCUGGGUGCUGCUGCGGCAGUUCGUUAAGGAGAAGGUGCUAACGAGGAGGUCCCCAGUCACACCACUGCUGGAGGUGUCUGUCACAGACACAGACACCAGCCAGAUGCGGGAUGUGAUGAAGAAGCUGGGGGAAGUGGUGAGGAAUUUCUUUGCCAAGUUUUGGAUCUGCGUCUGCGCCGGGAUGUUCAUUGUGGUUACCUUCACCGACCGCCUCGUCGUCUACAAGAUCGUCUACAUGCUCCUCUUCCUCCUCUGCAUCAUCCUCUUCCAGGUGUACUACAGCCUGUGGCGCAAGGUGCUCAAGGGCUUUUGGUGGCUGGUGGUGGCCUACACCAUGAUGGUGCUCAUCGCCAACUACACCUACCAGUUCAAGGACUUCCCCAUGUACUGGAGGAACCUGACGGGCCUCACCGAUAAGCAGCUGAGAGACCUGGGCCUGGARCAGUUCAGCGUCUCCAAGCUCUUCUCCAGCAUCCUCAUCACGGGAUUCUUCCUCCUGGCCUGCAUCCUCCAGCUCCACUACUUCCACCAGCCCUUCAUGCUCAUCACUGACCUGCAGCGCAUCCGGCCCCCCUCUCCAGCUCCCUGCCACAUCCCCAAGUCUGAGGAGCUUCACGGGAGCCGCCUGCUGCGGGAUGCGGCCGCUGCYGAGACCGCCCAGUCCGGAGGAGACUCUGACACCGAGUCCCUGGACUCCAACAAGUGGGGGCUGGUGCUGGAGCGCCUGAUCGUGCUGGGCCGCGCCUUCUCGGACACGAUGACGCGUGCAGAGGUGUUCAUCAGGCGCCUGCUGGAGCUCCACGUCCUCAAGAUGGUGGCAAUCUACACCGUCUGGGUGGCCCUGGAGGAGGUGUCCGUGAUGAACUUCCUGCUGGUGCUGCUGUGGGCCUUGGCCAUGCCCUACUGCCGCUUCCGCCGCAUGGCCUCGUGCCUSUCCGCCGUCUGGACCUGCAUCAUCAUCGUCUGCAAGAUGCUCUACCAGCUGGAGAUCGUGGAUCCCCUCGAGUACUCCAGCAACUGCACCCAGCCCCUACCCAACGGCACCAACCUGACCCCGGAGGAGCUGGCCAACUCCACGCUGUACCGCGGCCCCGUGGACCCGGCCAACUGGUUCGGCAUCCGCAAGGGCUUCCCCAACCUGGGCUACGUCCAGAACCACCUGCAGGUGCUGCUGCUGCUGGUGUUCGAGUCCGUGGUGUACCGGCGCCAGCAGUACCACCGCAGGCAGCACCAGCUGGUGUCUUCCAUCACCGAGACGGUCUUUGAGGACAUCUCCCGCGAGCACCUCGACCAGGGCCUCAUCAACUGCGCCAAAUACUUCAUCAACUACUUCUACUACAAGUUUGGCUUGGAGAUCUGUUUCCUGAUGAUGGUGAACGUGAUCGGGCAGCGGAUGAACUUCCUGGUGAUCCUGCACGGCUGCUGGCUGAUGGUGAUGCUGACGCGGCGGCGGCGCGCGGCCAUCGCCCGCCUCUGGCCCAAGUACUGCCUCUUCCUCGUCAUCUUCCUCCUCUACCAGUACCUGCUGUGCGUGGGCAUGCCACCCGCCCUCUGCAGGGACUAUCCAUGGCGCUGGAGCGACAAYAUUCCCCUCAACUCGGCGAUCAUCAAGUGGCUCUACCUGCCCGACUUCUUCCAGGCUCCCAAAUCCACCAACCUCAUCAACGAUUUCAUGCUGCUGCUCUGCGCAUCCCAGCAGUGGCGCGUGUUCAAGGCCGAGCGCUCCGAGCCCUGGCUGCAGGCGGCCGGUGACAACUCUGACCGGCUGGACCGCGAGCAGGACCCCGACAGCCGCACUGAGAACUUCAUCUACUGCAAGUCCUACCUGGACAUGGCCAAGGUGGUGGUGUUCCGCUACCUCUUCUGGUUCGUGCUCGUGGUGGUUUUCAUCGCCGGCGCCAACCGCAUCAGCCUCUUCGGCCUGGGCUACCUGCUGGCCUGCUUCUACCUGCUGCUGUUCGGCACYGCCAUGCUGCGCAAGCCAACCCGCACCCGCCUCGUGCUCUGGGACUGCCUCAUCCUCUACAACGUCACCGUCGUCAUCUCCAAGAACAUGCUGUCGCUCCUGUCCUGCGUCUUCGUGCAGCAGAUGCAGAGUGAUUUCUGCUGGGUGAUCCAGCUCUUCAGCCUCGUCUGCACYGUCAAGGGCUACUACGACCCCAAGGAGAUGGCCAAGGACCACGACUGCACACUGCCCGUGGAGGCGGCUGGCAUCAUCUGGGACAGCAUCUGCUUCUUCUUCCUCCUGCUCCAGCGCCGUAUCUUCCUCAGCUCCUAUUACCUGCAUGUCAUGUGGGACCUCCAGGCCUCUGCCCUGCAGCCUUCCAGGGGUGUGGCACUGGUCAAGGCCAGCAUCAUGAAGAGCCUGCGCUCGCACCGGCGAGCCGAGAAGAAGUCGCUGGACCAGCUGAAGCGGCAGAUGGAGCGGAUCCGAGCCAAGCAGUACAAGUACCGCCAGGAGCGGCUGCCCCGCAGCAGCAGCCCAGGGCAGGACGGGGCCGGAGCAGCGCCCGGCAGCCCGGCGGACRCGGCCCGGCAGAGGGAUCAGUGGUGGCAGCCAUGGUCAGACCACGCCGCAGUGCUGCGUUCGGGGCAAUACUACCUCUUUGAGUCAGACAGCGAGGAGGAGGAGGAGGUGCCGGAGGAGCCGCGGUCGGAGAGGCCGAGCGCCUUUCAGCUCGCCUACCAGGCCUGGGUGACCAACGCCAGGACGGUGCUGCAGCGGCACGUGCGGCCAGAGCGGCCGGAGCGACCAGAGCGGCCAGAGCAGCCAGAGCCACCCAGCACGGAGAUCUCUGCAGAGGACAGUGCAGGGAGAGAGGAGGAGUCUCCCGAGGGGGCUGAAGGCCAGGAGGACCAGAACACGGAAAGUUCCGAGCGGAGCAACAUCUUACAGCGGGCUCUGAACACRCUGAGGUUCCUGUGGCUGCUGUGCCAGGCCCUGGUGGACGGGCUGACCCAGUGGAUGGACGCCUGCACCCAGGAGCACACGGACAUGUCCCGCAUCCUGCGCCUGGAGAGGUACAUCAUGGCACAGCGGCUGGCCAAGGGAGAGGAGAUAAACCCCGAGUUCCCGGAUGAGCUCUACGUGCUGACRCCAGAGGGUUCCCCGCAGGACCUGAGCUCACGCAGCUCCUUGGUUGUGGAUUCCCCGAGCGGCGCUUCCAGYGGGUACCCAAGAGCCCCUCCCGACAUCAGCCAGGAGCCGGUGACAAACCUGGAUUCCCUGGAGGACGAGGCGUACACUCAGCAGUUCCUGGCACUGCCCCCGCAGCGCAGGCGGACUGCCAGUGAGCUCUUCGUGCACAGAAAGACGCACGUCCCCGAGCUGGAGGAGUCGGAGCGGUUCUACCAGUCCCACAACCGCUUCCUGAAGCUGCUGCUGGCUGGGUACCGCUGUGUGACCGCCCACUCCGAGCUGCUCUGCUACUUCAUCAUCAUCCUCAACAACAUGGUCACCGGCUCCAUGAUCUCCCUCUUCCURCCCAUCCUCGUCUUCCUCUGGGCCAUGCUUUCCAUCCCCCGGCCCACCAAGCGYUUCUGGAUGACAGCCAUCAUCUUCACCGAGGUGAUGGUGGUGGUGAAAUACCUCUUCCAGUUYGGGUUCUUCCCCUGGAAUGGCUACAUCACCCUGCUGCGCAACGAGGGCAAGCCCUUCUUCCCCCCRCGCAUCCUGGGCCUGGAGAGGACCACCCGCUACAUCAAGUAUGACCUGCUGCUGCUCCUGGCCCUCUUCUUCCAUCGCUCCCUGCUGCUGUCCUUCGGGCUGUGGGACCACGACAAGACGGAGAAGCGAGCAGAGGACAAGGAAGAGGARGAGAAGCAGGAGGAAGCGGCGUCSCCAUCGCUGGCAGCGRCUGAGGAAGGGCCAGAGGCUCCWCCCCAGSCAGGAGCAGCCAYGGGGUCGGAGAGCGAUUCCGUGGAGCAGGAAGAGGGAGCCGGGACCAUGUGGCUCCGCUUGAGGAAAAGGAAGACRCAGGAGGUGGCUCCAGGGGAAGGGGUUGAGGAGGAGCAGGCGGAGGCGGAGGAAGAGGAGGAAGUGUCAGAGGAGAGCCAAACUGAGAAGAAGCUGAAGGUGUUAGGGUUGCGGGUCAAGAGGCUCUUGCUCUCCACGGCACACAGCAUAUACCGGCCAGUGCACAGUUUCUUCUGGAACAUUCUGUACCUGGAGAGCCGCGCCGCCACCGAUGUCUAUGCCUACAUGUUCCUGGCGGACGUGGUCGACUUCAUCAUCAUCAUCUUCGGCUUCUGGGCCUUUGGGAAAUACACGGCGGCCACCGACAUCACCUCCUCGCUGUCAGAAAACCAAGUGCCCGAGGCUUUCCUGGUCAUGCUGCUCUUCCAGUUCAGCACCAUGGUCAUCGACCGCGCGCUCUACCUCCGCAAGACCGUGCUGGGCAAGCUCAUCUUCCAGGUCAUCCUGGUCUUCGGCAUCCACUUCUGGAUGUUCAUCAUCCUGCCGGCCGUCACSCAGAGGCUCUUCAGCCUCAACACRGUGGCCCAGCUGUGGUACUUCAUCAAGUGCAUCUACUUCACCCUGUCGGCCUACCAGAUCCGCUGUGGCUACCCCACCCGCAUCCUGGGCAACUUCCUCACCAAGAAAUACAACCACCUCAACCUCUUCCUCUUCCAGGGGUUCCGCCUCGUGCCCUUCCUGGUGGAGCUGCGGGCUGUCAUGGACUGGGUGUGGACGGACACCACGCUGUCCCUCUCCAACUGGAUGUGUGUGGAGGACAUCUACGCCAACAUCUUCAUCAUCAAGUGCAGCCGGGAGACUGAGAAGAAAUACCCCCAGCCCAAGGGGCAGAAGAAGAAGAAGGUGGUGAAGUAYGGCAUGGGUGGCCUCAUAAUCCUCUUCCUCGUGGGCAUCAUCUGGUUCCCGCUGCUCUUCAUGUCCCUGGUGCGCUCCGUGGUGGGCAUUGUCAACCACCCCAUCGAUGUCACYGUCACCCUCAAGCUGGGGGGGUACGAGCCUCUGUUUUCCACGAGCGCCCAGCAACAAUCCAUCCAGCCCUUCACCCCCCAGGACUACCGCGAGCAGAUGAAGCUGGAGCUGCAGAAUGGCUCCUCUCACAUCACCAUACACCUCACCUGGAGCUUSCAGAGGGACCUGGGCAAGGGCGGCACGGUGGAGCACGCCUACGGCAAACACACCACAGACCUGGCGCCUGGCUCGACCCAGCGCCUGCAGCUGGCCCAGCUGCUCGAAGGCACCCGGGAUGAGCCUGUGCAAUUGCCCAAACUCUUCCCCAAAUACAUCCGGGCACCCAAUGGCCUCGAAGCYGAACCUGUUCAGCAGCUGCUGCCAGAUGACGAGGACAGCUACCUGGACGUGGAGGUGCAGCUGAAACGGCAGCGCAGGGGCUCUGGCCGAGGCACCAGCUUYGUGGAGUGGUGGGUGGUGAGGCUGAAGGAUGCCCCUCCUGAUGACAGCCACAUCCUGGGGAUGGUCAUCUUCAACGACAAAGUCAGCCCGCCCAGCCUGGGCUUCCUGGCCGGCUACGGGAUCAUGGGGCUCUACGUGUCCAUCGUGCUGGUGAUCGGCAAGUUCGUGCGGGGCUUCUUCAGCGAGAUCUCACACUCCAUCAUGUUCGAGGAGCUGCCCUACGUGGAUCGGAUCCUGAAGCUGUGCCAGGACAUCUUCCUGGUGCGGGAGACGGGCGAGCUGGAGCUGGAGGAGGAGCUCUACGCCAAGCUCAUCUUCCUCUACCGCUCGCCCGAGACCAUGAUCAAGUGGACCCGAGAGAAGGAGUAAGGGGAAGGGGCUGCAGCCCCCCCUGCCAGGGACAUCACCGCCAAUGCCUUAAGCAGCCCCCCCGGUUUGGGCCGCGUGCCGCCCCGGGAGCAGUGGGCUGUGGGCCCAGGGACGAUGUUUUGCUGGAUGUUUUUCUGGAUGUUUUUCUUAUGUUGCUUKGAAGCCGUCCGACCUGCGCAGACCACGUUGUGCCUUGCCGGGGUGGGGCACAGGGGCUGGCCCCCUCCUCUCACUGGGCAGCCCUGGUUGCCAAGUGGGUGUGGGGGGUCGGGAGCCAGCCCGUGUCCCUUCCCUGCCAGCCCCAGCCCUGUUCCAGAACCAGGUUGAACUCAAAAGCAAUAGCCCCUCCCCAGCKCCAGGAUGGGGGUUCUGGGUUGUGGCCCCCCAAGUUUGGGGGGGUCUGGCAGCCCCAGUUGGACUUUAGACACUUGUGACUUUGGGUUUGUUUUUUUUUUUUUUUUUA
Molecule: messenger RNA, 7858 nt
Organism: Malurus melanocephalus (red-backed fairy wren)
Lineage: Eukaryota; Metazoa; Chordata; Aves; Passeriformes; Maluridae
Gene: PIEZO1
Product: piezo type mechanosensitive ion channel component 1
Exons: 51
Coding region: 103-7395 (2430 amino acids)
Biological process (GO): detection of mechanical stimulus; cellular response to mechanical stimulus; regulation of membrane potential
Cellular component (GO): plasma membrane; endoplasmic reticulum
Molecular function (GO): mechanosensitive monoatomic ion channel activity; monoatomic cation channel activity
Source: RefSeq, a predicted model, not a curated record